AUCCACGCGACUGUAUCUUCCAAUUGCCGCAAUUAUGGCAGAAGACCAGUCAUCACCAUCAUCUCCGGUUGAUGAACCAGUCGUCAAUGGGCUUGAAGGUUCUUAUGAAUUUAUUGAUACGAGAGAUAAUCCUGAACCGGUACAGACAAAUGGAGAUGGGUUUGAAGCUGAAUCUUCAUCUGAGACCAGUGAGGAUAAUCAACGUUUUCCAGAUGAGGAAGAUAAUUUUUCUUCAGGAGAACGUGUCUCGGAGCUUCGUGCCGUCGAAAGACAACCAUUCACAUAUCCCACAAAUUUUCGCAUACUUUACGUUGGUUCGCUACCAAACGAACAAUUAAAACAAUUACUAUUUAUGAAGUUUGUGGGUGGGUUGUCUGAUAUUUUCUGGGAAGAAGCGAACAACGACCUACAAAGCUAUGAAAUAAAGCAAGAGAGAAAAAGUAUUCUUUAUCCGGUUAGCAACAUCGAAGAUCCCCAGUACUAUCCCGACUCGGGCGUUGCAAUCAUCGAGGCUGACUUCACAAAUCGACCGUUUGGAGAUGCGUUUGAUUAUCUUCUUAAUCAAUACCAAAAAAAAGAUAAUAAUGACGAGGAUUUAGUUGAUUUAUGCGUCUUCUUUAUACCAACUGAUGUGCCGCAACUUACCCGCGAGGUUAUUCCAUUCAUGAAGAAAUUACAAGGAAAAGUCACCAUAUUCCCGAUCAUCGCAUCAGCAAAAGACUUGAAUGGAUCCGGGACCUAUUUCAAAAACGAAUGUGAAGACAAACGAAAAUCAAUUGCAAGAUGCUUCGAAGAGAACAACAUUGAUAUUUUUAUAUGGAAAGAUGACGGGUUAAUCCAAGAGCGACACGUAGUUAAAGGCGAGCAGAUCCCGCGUUGGGUUGAAACAUAUAACACAAAAAAAGUUCUUGCGGUCGAAGAAUUCACCGAGAUAGAUUCGGAUCUACUUUUUGAGGACCUGAAAUUGUUGCGCGAACGGUCGUUGGAGAUGCGAAAAGAUCGUCAACAUGAUGAAAUGGUCAAAAAGAGGGUUCAGACUUUUGAGUGGUUUGUGGAAAUUCUUCGGACUUUUACUAUUGUGUUGACCAUUCUUUAUACGUUAUAUUUGGUGGUGUUUGGUGUUUGGAGUUAUGCUGAAUGGUCGGUCAUGUCGUCUGAUCUCCGAGAAUCAUUACAAGUCGUGUCAAGCGCAACGUUUGGCAAUAAUAUGCCAAACUUGCUGUCUGGUGGAAAUAACAUCAAUUACGAGGACACAUCAGGCCGCUUUGAAGUGUAUCAAUUAUCUCGAUCACGAUUUGUCAUUGAUACAUCCUCGAGACGGGACAAUGAGGCAUCGUUUGAGGUAACCGUCAAGCAUAAUCCUCAAUUAUUACGCCGCUAUGAGUCUGUAGAACUUAGAAAUGGAAAAUACGAAUUUGAUAUUGACGUCUCCGGUGCUAAAGGAGACGUUAUUGUAGAAGUAUGGGAGAAAUAUGAUAAAACAGCCAGAAUAGUAAAAUGGUCACCAGAUAAAGUCACAAAACUUGUAUCUGAAGCAGCAGUACCUAAGGAAGACGAAAACGGUAUAAUUAAAGGAGCAACCAAUUAUGUUAUGCUUGCUGCUCAUAAUAUAAAACACUGGACGACACCAUCCAUUCAAAAAGUCAAAUCAUGGGUAGCAAAAGUCCAACAGAAUAUCGAAGAUAAUGCUAUUAGCUUUGCACUCGCCUCUCAAAAUUGGGUGAAGGACAUCAAAGAGAAACUCGAAGAAAAAUGGGUGCCUGUAUGGGAUGCGUUCAGAAAGUGGGGUAUUUACCUCAAGGAGCAGUUGGGUGCAUUAGUAGCUAACUAG
Molecule: messenger RNA, 1831 nt
Organism: Ambispora leptoticha
Lineage: Eukaryota; Fungi; Glomeromycota; Glomeromycetes; Archaeosporales; Ambisporaceae
Source: the annotation of a GenBank genome assembly